AAGAGCUUCCGCGGGAAUUUCCGGAGAGACAUUGAGUGAGAGACAGUGAAGGAAUGCGCUUGAUAGUCUUGUGAAUCAGCCUUCUUUUACUAAUAUUGUUUAAUGUGGAAACGUCUCGAUUGCUGUGCAAAAUACAUCUUGUAAAGGUGAAGUGGCAUUUGAAGCAGAAAAGUUGAGAUCGGUCAAUAUGACUGGAUGAAGCAAGAGUUGACGUCUGUCAAUCAUAAGUCAAUGUGACUGGAUGCAACAGAAGACCAAAGAGCUGACUGUCAAUGCGCCUGGAUGAAGCAGUUCUAAGAGUUGACAUCUGUCAAUGUGACCGGAUGAAUGGCAUCGAGCGGACCUUCGGAGGAGUGGCGUCUGCGACGGGCGGGGCCUCCCUCCACGGUCAACAACAGCGCCUCUCUGAUCCGACUGCGCAAUGAGGGUCAGGUGACGGUGGGCAGGGGGCCGAGUGCCGACUAUUUCUUGGACUCUGCCGUGACUUUGCGGCUGAUAUCUCGCGUCCAUGCCUCCAUCAUCGGGGAGCGCCUGGACAAUGGAGGUCAACAGUUCACGGUGGUCAACUCUGGCCUCAACGGGACCUACAUCAACGACUUCAAGAUGGGCAUACAGUCGGACAACAGCGUGCGUCUGCGCGAGGGAGACAAGGUCACCUUCGGUCACCCGGGCUGUGCUUCCAUCAAAGUGGGAGAGCUCGCUCCGCAGCCUCAGUCCGAGUUCCAGUUUAUUUUAGAGCAUGUGCCGUGUGGGGACACAGCCCAGGUCAAGGACACGAAUGCUCGGGGAGUGAUCACGCCCGCGACUGUCGGCUCGGAUUUCUCCCACAUGGUCAAAGAGCCACGGCAUGAAAGGGAGGAGGUCUCCCUGUCCGAGAAGGAGAACAAGAGCGGCCGGCGCUCGUCGCACAAGUCGCCCGGUGUGUCUCGGGCCGUUUCCGUGGACGCUGCCACCCCAACCAGACCACAUGCAUCGGAGUCGACAUCUUCAUCAUCGUCGGGUUCCUCUUUGUUGUCCGACGGUCAGAAAGGUCGGGUCCGGAAGAGACCCAGUCUCGACGCCUCAACAGAUGUGAGCGUAAGUUGUAGCAGGUCCCCGGCAGACAUGAGCAUGACUUAUAGCCGGGCGUCGAGCAGUCCGGACGUGAUCUUCGUGUCGGAGCAGGGGGCGCUGCUGCCUCCUCGUGUGGAGAUCAAGGAGGAAGAAGACGAGGGGGAUGAGUGGCCGGACAGGAGGGAGGAGGGUGAUGGCGGUGACGAUAACGAUGGUGGCUCUGGCUGGGGGCAGAGCGGGCUGGCGGAGGUCGUCCCCGAAGGUGGUGGGGGGGAUGGGUCGAAGGUCACCCACCACAGGGAAACCCCGAACCAGUCUGGGGAAAAGCCAAAACAGACUGGGAACAGGUCAAAGGUCAAUGGAGAUGUGUUGUCGACACUGGGUGUGGAGAGGUCGAAGGUCGGCCAAGAUGCGUCUUCAAAACAGACUGCAGAGAGACCAGAGGUCGUUUCGCAUGCGUUGUCGAAAGAGGCUGUUGAUGGGCCAAAGAUCAUCCAAGAUAUUUUGACAAAACAGGCUGUUGAUAGGCCAAAGAUCAUCCAAGAUAUUUUGACAAAACAGGCUGUUGAUAGGCCAAAGUUCAUCCAAGAUAUUUUAGCAAAACAGGCUGUUGAUGGGCCAAAGGUCAUCCAAGAUAUUUUGACAAAACAGGCUGUUGAUAGGCCAAAGUUCAUCCAAGAUAUUUUGGCAAAACAGGCUGUUGAUAGGCCAAUAGUUGCUCAGGAGGUUUCGUCAAAACAUGGUGCAGAAAGAGGGGGCGUGAGUCCUGUUUGUGCUGAUUCCCUGCGUGCAGAAAGAGGGGGCAUGAGUCCUGUUUGUGCUGAUUCCCUGCGUGCAGAAAGAGGGGGCAUGAGUCCUGUUUGUGCUGAUUCCCUGCGUGCAGAAAGAGGGGGCAUGAGUCCUGUUUGUGCUGAUUCCCUGCGUGCAGAAAGAGGGGGCGUGAGUCCUGUUUGUGCCGAUUCCCUGCGUGCAAGUGACCAAAAUGUCAGGCUACUUUCACAGCUGCCAUCUGGCAAAGACACGUGUCUCCCUGGUCAAUUGAGCCGGUGUGACGAGACAGACUGUGGUGUUAAAAGUGAAGGUCGUGUUGGCCUUACAAGUCAAAGGAGAGAUGUGAAAAUCGACAAAAGCGUAAGUAUUUUGGACAAAAUAAACUGUGGCCAUGCUGAGAGCCGGACAAGCCUUGUGAAUAAAACAAACUGUGGCCAUGCUGAGAGCCGGACAAGCCUUGUGAAUAAAACAAACUUUGCAAAAGUUGAAGGUCAUACGUGUAUUGUGAAUAAUAAAAACCGUGUCAAAGGUAAAGGUCAUGCAACUAUUCCGGAUAAAGCUAGCAAUAUGAAGGAAGAAGGCAAUGCUCAUGUUGUGAAGAAAGCAGACCAGUGUGCCAAAGCAGACGUUGUUUGUGGCGAUUUGGAGCCUGGUACCUGGCGACCGCCCCCAUCCACGCGACCGCCUCCCUCUAAAGCUGCCAUAAAGCCGCAUGAAAAGUCUGCCGGACUCCUCCCAGCCACAUGUCAAAAGCUUGCAGAGAUCAAGGUCAUCACGGAGGAUUUGUGUGGGAAGAAAGCGGACACUCCCCCGUUUGCUCCGGAGGACAAGUUGACCUCGGUCAGCCCCAAGAUUUCCCCGGAUUCGCAGCUGCGGCCGCUAAUGCCUUGCAAUAUGGCUAGUCUGAAUAACACGAUUCCGGCGUUGCCCGUUAAACCUGUCUUUGGUUCGUUCGGUUUGCAUGAUGAAAGCAUGAAAGCGGAGAAGAAGCUCUUAUUCUCAAACCAAAGCUUCAACAAACCGAACAACCUUCACAAGUUGGAAGUAGCAGCGGAAGGAAAACUGAAGUCCGGCUCUGUGGUCAGCUCCGGUACCUCUGUGGUCAAGCAGUCGUUAGAUGGAAUAAAGAAAUCCGAGUGGACGCGUGGUGGUGGUGGUGGUAGAGCGGAGGCCGUCUCGUCGUCUGCUGUGGUAGAGACACCUCGUUGUACCUCUGGGGGGAAAGACCGGGGUUCUUCCAGCCUGCGGGGUAAGCCCACCAUCACCCCCACCACCACCACCCCCACACCGACGUGUGUUGUGUCGUCUGCUUCCUCGUCAGCCCGGCAGUUAUCAGGCCAGGGGGGGUGGGUGCGGUCGGACGUAGGGGUGGGCGUGGUGGUGUCUGAGAACUGUGGGACUGACGGGUCGCACCAGUGCCGGGACGUAGACAGUAGCACGUGCACCGCGCUGGUCAGCUCGACCCGGUCGAAGGAAGACGUGGCCCCCAGCUCCACACAGGAAGGGCCUUCACCGUGCUCGACGCAAGCAACAGAAACGCCUCAGGUGGCCUCGCAGGCUUCUUCGGAACUGUCCUCAUCAUCAUCCUCGUCGUCCAUAUCUUCAUCUUCAUCAUCAUCGUCAUCUUCGCCGACAUCAUCAGCGGAGAGCUCAGCCGCGGUACCUACAGGUUCCACAGAGCCAGAGGAACCGGCUGAAAGUUUACGUCUACUUCAAAAACCGCCCAAUUCCAAAGAGAUUUCCACCGUAGAAAACCACUCAGAUGCUCGGCCCCCAAAUCGAAAACUUGAGGCGGCACCACCGCCGGCCCUCCCCACUUCUAGAUCCUCCUCAUCCGUGCACCCUGUGACCCCUGGGCGUACGACCAACUCCCCCGCCCACCCCACUCACAAAGACGUACCCAGCUCCAUGUCCAAGCCUGAACUGGACCAGAGGCCUGUCUCCCGGAACACUGACCACAAGGUCUGUGACCAUCUGCUGUUGGACAGCUCCCCGCCCCUGCUAGAAGGGACAGCUCUGGGCUUGUUCGGCAGCUCGGACGAGGAAGAAGACGAGCCGCGAGGCGUCAACAACACCAAGAAGAUCAUGAAGCGGAUCUACUCGCCACGACACCACUCGUCCGGGCCGCCCAGUCAGUGCAAACGGUCAAAGGUUCCACCUUCAUCGUCAUCGUCUCCGUCGUCGCUGUUAUUAUCAUCCCACAAACACAAAGGGGACAGCCCAGCAGGUGACCGGCCGAAAACCGCAAAAAUGUCAACAAAGUGGUUAUCAUCAUCAUCAUCAUCAUCAUCAUCAUCAUCGUCGUCGUUGCAAGCUGUGACAGUGAAGGCAGUGGAGAUACCUGUGGAGGAGGAUAGUGAUGGUUCAGAUGCGACGUCGUCGUCCUCAGACCUGUCUGACCUUGAGAGACACUUCCCGUCUCUGGCCACUCGCCCCCCCAUCACCAAAGUGGCCACUCCCAAGACAGCGCCGGCCAAGCGGAAACGUCGCGGUUCUUCCUCUGUUUCCUCCUCCUCCUCAGAUUCCCAGACACCUCAACAGCUGUCAGCAGCGUCGGUGCCGUCGCGUUCUUCGGGCCGGAAGGAUCAGCGAGGUCAAGGUCGUACGGGUGUUCCUACAUCUGGGACAACGACGAGAGUGGCGGGGGAAUUGGUGGGGAAGACUGCGGCAAAGUCUGGGACGCCGCUGAGGAACGUUUGCGACAAGAGUGGCAAGGAUCCCGUGGUGGUGAUGGUGCCGGUUGAGACAUCGAUGGUCAAGUCCUCCGCAGACGCGAGUCGCAGGUCCAAGGGCAAGGUCGAGGCCGGGAAGCAGAGCUCGAGUCGUAGUAGUCCUGCUACUGCAAGGUCGGGGUCAACAUCAGGGUCAUCGAAGUCAGGGUCGUCUGUUCCAGGAGGGCCGUCUAAGCCAGUUUCUGUGUCGUCAGGGUCAGGGUCAUCUGGGGGUGAGAGGUCAGUGGCUGCACGAACAGACAGUGGUCGGUCUGCGACUCAGACAGUGCUCAACGAAGACAAGUCCACGUUUGGCAUAGCGCUGGCCAGCUCUCGCUCGAUGGCUCGCACAGGGGGAGGAAGCAAAAAGUCGUCCGGAGUUGUCACUCCCAGCAGUCAUCGAGCCUCCUCAAAGUCAAAUCUGCCGGAGAAGCAAAAGCAAGCACCCGGCGGUCUGAGAACUGGUCAUUCUCAGAAGACUGACCGCUCUUGGGCGGAUGACCCGUGGGUCAAGACACACUCCAACCGCCCGCCGAAACCAUCGACCGGGACGAGCAGCGACAGAAAGACUGGCGAGCUGGAUCGACGGGAGGACAGGAAGACGUUGUCUAAGGGAGAUAACGCCGCAGUGGUGGCUCACAAAGGGAAGCAAUCCGGCGUAUCUCAGAAAGGGAAGUCGUCCUCCUCUGUAGGUGUCAAGGCCUCGUCGAUAGCGGCUAAGCCGAGCCAUCACGCCCAAUCAGGUCAGGGAAAGGUGGAGUUGGAGGAGAAAAACAGAAAGAAGGAGAGAAAGAAGAAGCCUCCGUCUGCAAAACGACAGAGAGUGAUGUCUGGGACUGAUUCAUCAAGCGAGGAUUCGGAAAGUCCUGGCAGAGCCUUGCGGAGUCUACGCGCCAGGCCGAGAGAGAGCCAGACAGGAAGUGGAAGGAGCACACGAUCGUCUCAAGCCAAGAAAGCCGCGCCGUCAAAGAAAGAGAAGAAGAGGCGAGCGAUGAUGGAGGACAGCAGCGAGGGGGACGUGGAGGAAGAGGACGAGGGGGAGGACGGGGUGCAGUACUGCGACGAGUCGUGUCAGGCCGCAGACUGUCUCAACCCGGAGGGCGACGAGGUGCAGUGGGUCCUGUGCGACAAGUGUUUGAAGUGGUACCACGUGGAGUGCAUCGACUGUCCGCCGGAGGUCCUGGAGGAGGAGAACGCCCAAUUCUUCUGUCCCAGUUGUAAAUGAGGUCAACGCCUGAAUGCCCAAUUCUCCUGUCCCAGUUGUAAAUGAGGUCAACGCCUGAAUGCCCAAUUCUCCUGUCCCAGUUGUAAAUGAGGUCAACGCCUGAAUGCCCAAUUCUUCUGUCCCAGUUGUAAAUGAGGUCAACGCCUGAAUGCCCAAUUCUUCUGUCCCAGUUGUAAAUGAGGUGUUAGAAAAGGAAAAUGCCCAAUUCUUCUGUCCCAGUUGUAAAUGAGGUCUCAGAAGAGAAACUCGCCUAAAUGCCCUGUUUUUCUGUCCAAGUUGUAAAUAAAAUGUAGGUCAUGGGCGAGCGUUGGGAGCUUUCUGUUCCGAAUGUGUUCACAAGUGAUACGAAGGAGUCCUUCUAGCUUUGUCUGUAAGACAGGAGAGGCUGAGAUCUUCCGUCACUGACAGAGGGCUCGUUAUGUUUGCUUUGAGGAUCGGGCAAAGGGAGGGACCGAACUCACUAGUUGUUUGAAACUAAGCAAGUGACACGUGGAUACAAGUGAAGAAACAGACAUUCACACUGUGGAACAGACAUUCACACUGUGGAACAGACUUCCACCAGACAUUCACGUAGUGGAACAGACAUUCACGUAGUGGAACAGACAUUCACGUAGUGGAACAGACAUUCACGUAGUGAUUCACGUAGUGAUUCACGUAGUGAUUCACGUAGUGGAACAGACAUUCACGUAGUGGAACAGAUACACUAGCAGAUGCACACACUCACAUUUAGAUUCUCAAGGCAUGUUGUGAGUGCAGAUGAAAUUGUUCUGACAUCAGCAAAAAGAAAGUUGUUUCUCUGUGGUUGAAAACAGGCGUGCCGUCUACCUGCCAUAGACUGGUCACAACCCGUCCGCAGCCACAUACAUGCAGAAUGAACCAAAUACACGCAGAAUGAACCAAAUACACACUGAAUGAACCAAAUACACGCAGAAUGAACCAAAUACACACAGAAUGAACCAAAUACACACAGAAUGAACCAAAUACACACUGAAUGAACCAAAUACACGCAGAAUGAACCAAAUACACACUGAAUGAACAAAAUACACGCAGAAUGAACCAAAUACACGCAGAAUGAACAAAAUACACGCAGAAUGAACAAAAUACACGCAGAAUGAACCAAAUACACACAGAAUGAACCAAAUACACGCAGAAUGAACCAAAUACACGCAGAAUGAACCAAAUACACGCAGAAUGAACCAAAUACACGCAGAAUGAACCAAAUACACCCUGAA
Messenger RNA from Aplysia californica (California sea hare), 6992 nucleotides. RefSeq lists its product as uncharacterized. Gene Ontology annotation, molecular function: protein binding. The coding region runs from base 328 to 5760 and encodes 1810 amino acids. Lineage: Eukaryota; Metazoa; Mollusca; Gastropoda; Aplysiida; Aplysiidae. The transcript has 10 exons. The record is from RefSeq and is a predicted model, not a curated record.